AUGUCGUCUGGACAAGCAGCCUCCAAACUCUCCUCGUGGCAGAAGCUCAAGCAGCUUCACCAAUCGAAAUCCUCCUCCCUCGUCCUCAAGGACCUCUUCAAAGCCGACUCGUCCCGGUUCGACAAACACUCCUUGACCUUCUCUGAGGCCUCGGAUGUUUCUAUCCUCCUCGACUACUCCAAGAACCUCAUCGACGAUGAGGUCCUUUCGGCCCUGUUUGAGCUUGCUCGCGAGGCCAAGGUCGAAAACUUCCGGGACAGCAUGUUCUCGGGGGAACACAUCAACACCUCGGAAGGUCGGGCGGUGCUCCACGUGGCGCUCCGUAACCCGCUGCCCAAGGAUGGCGGGUGGGAGAUCAAGGAGGAAGGCGCUGGCCAGCCGGUCCAUGAUGUCCUCAACCACAUGAAGGAGUUUUCCGACUCGGUCCGCAGUGGCCAGUGGAAGGGAUACUCGGGUAAGGCUAUCGACACCAUCAUCAACAUCGGAAUCGGCGGAUCGGAUCUCGGGCCCGUCAUGGUCUGCGAGGCGCUCAAGUCGUACUCUAAGCGGGAUCUCAAGAUGAUCUUCGUCUCCAACAUUGACGGUACGGAUAUCGCCGAGGCGCUCCGAUCGUCCGACCCAGAGACUACCCUCUUCAUCGUCGCGUCCAAGACUUUCACCACCCAGGAGACCAUGACCAACGCCGAGACUGCAAAGGAGUGGUUCUUGAAGACUGCCGGAGACAAAGAACACGUCGCCAAGCACUUUGUCGCUCUCUCGACCAACACCCAAGGCGUCACUUCGUUCGGUAUCGCCGAGGCCAACAUGUUCCAAUUCUGGGACUGGGUCGGCGGACGAUACUCCCUUUGGUCCGCUAUCGGUCUCUCGAUUUGCCUCUCGCUCGGCUUUGACAACUUCAAGCAGAUGCUUGACGGCGCGCACGCGAUGGACAAGCACUUCAAGGAGACUCCAUUGGAGAAGAACUUGCCGGUCGUCCUGGCCCUGGUCGGGAUCUGGUACAAUGACUUCUACGGUGCCCAGACCCAGGCUCUCCUCCCUUACGACCAGUACAUGAAGCGCUUUGCCGACUACUUCCAGCAGGGAGACAUGGAGUCGAACGGAAAGAGCGUGACCAAGGACGGGUCGAGGGUGGACUACGAGACUGGACCUAUCAUCUGGGGACAGUCCGGUACCAACGGCCAACACGCCUUCUAUCAGCUCAUCCACCAAGGCACCAAGCUUAUCCCAUGCGAUUUCCUUGCUCCUGUCGAGUCGCAGAACCCGGUCGCUGGCGGAAAGCACCACGAGAUUCUCCUUUCCAACUUCUUUGCUCAACCCGAAGCCCUCGCCUUCGGCAAGACCGAAACCCAAGUCCGAGAAGAGCUCGGCUCGCAAUCAUCCAACGAAGCCCUCGUCAAGUCCAAGAUCUUUGAAGGCAACAAGCCCACCAACUCGAUCAUGUUCCAAAAGCUCAACCCGGCCACUCUGGGUAGCUUGAUUGCCAUGUACGAGCACAAGAUCCACGUGCAGGGCGCAGUGUGGGGUAUCAACUCGUAUGACCAGAUGGGUGUCGAGCUGGGCAAGGUGCUUGCCAAGGCGAUCUUGGGGCAGUUGGGGAGUGAGGGCGAUGUCAAGGGUCACGAUAGCUCGACGACGGGUCUGAUCCACUUUUACCAGAAGAACCGGAAGUAG
This is a messenger RNA of Dioszegia hungarica, 1671 nucleotides long. RefSeq names its product putative glucose-6-phosphate isomerase. Gene Ontology annotation, cellular component: cytosol. Bases 1 to 1671 code for a protein of 556 amino acids. The record is from RefSeq and is a predicted model, not a curated record. Gene Ontology annotation, biological process: gluconeogenesis; glucose 6-phosphate metabolic process; glycolytic process. Gene Ontology annotation, molecular function: monosaccharide binding; carbohydrate derivative binding; glucose-6-phosphate isomerase activity. The transcript is spliced from 8 exons. NCBI's taxonomy places the organism in Eukaryota, Fungi, Basidiomycota, Tremellomycetes, Tremellales, Bulleribasidiaceae.